GUGCGCCUGCGCGCUGCCGCCUCGGCUCGGCCGCCUGGCGGGGGCUGGCGCCGGGGACCCGUUAGCGCGGCAGGAAGCGCCCGGUGCCGCCGAUCGCCUCCGCGCAACAUGUCGAAGCGCCUGAGGAGCAGCGAGGUCUGCGCGGACUGCAGCGCACAGGAUCCUUGUUGGGCAUCUAUAAACAGGGGGAUCCUGAUCUGUGAUGAGUGCUGUAGUGUCCAUCGAAGUUUGGGACGUCACAUCUCUCAAGUGAGACAUCUCAAGCAUACACCAUGGCCUCCAACAUUGCUGCAGAUGGUUGAAACGCUGUACAAUAACGGUGCGAACUCCAUAUGGGAACAUUCGUUGCUGGACCCCGCCUCUGUCAUGAGUGGAAGGCGCAAAGCCAGCCCGCAGGAUAAAGUGCACCCAAAUAAAGCAGAAUUCAUUAGAGCUAAAUAUCAAAUGUUAGCAUUUGUUCAUCGCUUGCCGUGCCGUGAAGAUGACAGUGUCACUGCCAAAGAUCUUAGUAAGCAACUCCAUUCCAGUGUAAGGACAGGGAACCUGGAGACAUGUUUGCGACUGCUCUCCUUAGGAGCUCAAGCCAACUUCUUUCAUCCUGAGAAAGGGAACACCCCUCUCCACGUUGCUGCCAAGGCAGGACAGACUUUACAAGCAGAGUUGUUAGCGGUUUAUGGCGCUGAUCCUGGCACGCAAGACUCCAAUGGAAAAACUCCAGUUGACUGUGCAAGACAAGGUGGGCAUCAUGAACUGGCAGAGCGCCUGGUGGAAAUCCAGUAUGAGCUGACGGACAGGUUGGCUUUCUAUCUCUGUGGCAGGAAACCAGAGCAUAAAAAUGGACAGCACUUUGUUAUCCCUCAGAUGGCAGACAGCAGUCUAGACUUAUCAGAACUUGCAAAAGCAGCUAAGAAGAAACUUCAGUCUCUAAGCAACCACUUGUUUGAAGAACUUGCCAUGGAUGUGUAUGAUGAAGUUGACAGGAGGGAAACAGAUGCAGUUUGGCUUGCUACUCAGAACCACAGCACGCUUGUGACAGAGACCACAGUGGUCCCUUUUCUUCCUGUCAACCCUGAAUAUUCCUCAACCAGGAAUCAGGGGCGACAGAAACUGGCUCGGUUUAAUGCCCAUGAGUUUGCUACACUAGUUAUUGAUAUUUUAAGUGAUGCCAAACGAAGACAACAGGGCAAUCCUCUCAGUGGCUCAAAGGAAAACGUGGAACUGAUACUCAAAUCGAUCAGCAAUCAACAUAGUAGUGAAAGCCAGGAUAAUGACCAGCCAGAUUAUGACAGUGUUGCUUCAGAUGAAGAUACAGAUCUGGAAACAAAUGCAGCUAAAUCAAACAGACAGAAGAGCCUGGAUUCAGACUUGUCAGAUGGCCCCGUGACAGCCCAAGAAUAUAUGCAAGUUAAAAAUGCAUUGGUUGCUUCUGAGGUGAAGAUUCAGCAGUUAAUGAAAGUGAACAUCAACUUGAGUGAUGAGCUGAGAAUCAUGCAGAAAAAGCUUCAAACGCUACAGAGUGAAAAUACCAACCUCAGAAGACAGGCCACCACCAAUAUAUAUCAGGUCCAAAGUGGCUCUGAGUACACAGACCCUGCCAACAAUUCUUCUUUAAAGCGGCGACCAUCUGCACGGGGUAGCAGGCCCAUGUCCAUGUAUGAGACCGGCUCAGGUCAGAAACCCUACCUCCCCAUGGGCGAGGUCACGUACCCAGAAGAAAGCAUAACAAGACUGCAGCCUUUCCCUCCACAUAUCGGGAGGAGUGCGUUUGUGACCUCCUCUUCAUCUCUACCUUCCUUCCCCUCCACGCUUUCCUGGUCAAGGGAUGAAAGCACACGAAGGGCCUCGAAGCUGGAGAAGCAGAGCAGCGUGUCUGAGAGCGACUACGAUAACCCCACCGUGCCCCUGGAGCUGGAGGAGACGGGGUCAGGCAGGAAGGGCCGUCAGAGGAGCAUCAUCUGGCAGGGAGAGGGAUCCAUCCCUGAGGACACAGACACAGCCCCCAGCUCCAGUUUGCCCAGCACUGAAGAUGUGAUUCGGAAAACUGAGCAGAUUACCAAGAAUAUUCAGGAGCUGCUGCGAGCAGCACAAGAGAAUAAGCAUGACAGCUAUAUACCGUGCUCCGAGAGAAUACAUGUGGCAGUAACAGAAAUGGCAGCCUUGUUCCCCAAAAAACCCAAAUCCGAGCUGGUAAGGACUUCCUUGCGCCUGCUGACAUCUAGUGCCUACAGACUCCAGUCCGAGUGCAAAAAGACCCUGCCUGUGGAGUCGUGCCCCAGCACAGACAUCCAGCUGGUCACACAGCAGGUCAUCCAGUGCGCCUACGACAUCGCCAAGGCUGCCAAGCAGCUGGUCACCAUCACCACCAAAGAGAACAACAACUGAGCCACGCUCGCCCCCCGGCUCUUGUUUUGGAAGGGCUGGAUUUCAGAGCUGUGGGACUCUGGAUUUUUAUGAGGACAAAAACAAAACUAAAGGGGCAAGAAACUUUUUAAACACCCCUCAGUAUUAUUUUUGCAUGUUUUCUAAUGAUGUUAUGAUUAAUUUAACCCACUGCCUUAUUUGGUGCCUGUGUUGCCAGUUUAGUUACAGACAAUAGCAUGUUGCAGAUAGCUCUUGAGCCAGUAUCACGUCCCAGCGCUGUAUCCAGCUCCCACUGGGUGUUUCCUGGGGCCACGUUCUGCUUUCAGCCCUUGCUGGGAAGGCAGAGCCUUGCCCCCAGCCCCAAGCCCAGAGCCUCUCCCGUGCUGCUGCUGAGGCAGUGAGCAGCAGGGAGGCAGCAGCAGCGCUGGUGCUGCAGGACAAGCCCUGUGUUGCCCCUUCCCACAUCAACUCUUGUGCAAUAAUACCUUAUUUUGUUGUCUGCUAAAACAAUAGUAGUUGUGGGCAUCUGAGCUUAUUCCACGUAACUAUACAAGGUCUUUGUCACUUUAUCUGUUUUGGAAGGAAUUUGAAACUUAGUAGUUACUUCUUUUAGUUGUCACUAUGCCAUUACUAUGUUGGAUGUUACUUUAGGGCAUUAGUGGUUAAAAUAUUAUCCUUUGUUUCUGA
Molecule: messenger RNA, 3048 nt
Organism: Colius striatus (speckled mousebird)
Lineage: Eukaryota; Metazoa; Chordata; Aves; Coliiformes; Coliidae
Gene: GIT2
Product: GIT ArfGAP 2
Exons: 20
Coding region: 109-2382 (757 amino acids)
Biological process (GO): regulation of ARF protein signal transduction; brain development
Molecular function (GO): protein binding; GTPase activator activity
Source: RefSeq, a predicted model, not a curated record